GUCGAGCAACGCAUCGGCGAUCGGACGAAGGUCCCCUUCUCGAGCUAGUAUUCUCGUCGGCAUUGCCUUUUCCUCGGCGGCGAUUGAUGGGGAGCUGUCACUCGAGCGAGGCCUCGACCGUGGCGUCGGCCGCUGCGACGGCGAAGGUGGUGCUCUCCGACGGCGGGCUCCACGAGUACCCGAGGCGGGUGACGGCAGGAAGCGUCCUGGGGAAGGACGCCGGGAGCUUCUUCGUGUGCGAUGCGGACGAGAUGGAGAUCGAGGGGUUCGUGCCGGCGGUGGGGGCGGAGGAGGAGCUCCUGCCGGGGCAGCUCUACUUCGUGCUCCCGCGGGCGAUGCUGAAGCACCCGCUGAUGGCCGACGAGCUCGCGGCGCUCGCGGUGAAGGCGAGCGCCGCGCUGGUGGGGAGAUGCGGCAAGGGGGCGUUGGCGCCGCUGGUGUUCCCGGCGGCAAGUGUGGAGGACGGAGCCGGCGAUCGGAGAAGCCGGGAGAAAGGGCGGAAGAAGAGGGCAAGAUCUGGUAGAGGGAGGAAAUUUGCGCCGCAUCUGAGCGCCAUUCCCGAGUAGAAGAAGUGGAGGGCAAAUCGGAGAUCGUAUUUUCUUCUAGAGCCUAGAGGCCGGGAGAGCUGCUGGUUGAGCUAGAAAUUAAGAGUCGGGCAACGAGUACUGGAACUAGGAUUGCAUGGAACGAUCGGUGUGGGCUUUCGACAUCAUUAAUGUUGAGCUGACGAUGGACAAACCAUCGUAACAUUGUACAUAAUAACGGCAGGAAGAAAGCGCUAACAUUGUAUCGGAGAUCUCUCAAAAAAUAUUGUAAGGAGCGACGUCGCUCCUCUGUCGAUUUAAUUCGUGUGUAAGAAAUUGGUGUGCGACCAACAAUGAAUGAAUGAUUUUUUUUUUCUCUCGAAA
Molecule: messenger RNA, 908 nt
Organism: Zingiber officinale
Lineage: Eukaryota; Viridiplantae; Streptophyta; Magnoliopsida; Zingiberales; Zingiberaceae
Exons: 1
Coding region: 87-566 (159 amino acids)
Source: RefSeq, a predicted model, not a curated record